Strigops habroptila (Kakapo) is the source of this 5894-nucleotide messenger RNA. RefSeq names its product ankyrin repeat domain 13C (gene ANKRD13C). The record is from RefSeq and is a predicted model, not a curated record. Gene Ontology annotation, molecular function: protein binding. The coding region runs from base 264 to 1811 and encodes 515 amino acids. Gene Ontology annotation, cellular component: cytoplasm. Lineage: Eukaryota; Metazoa; Chordata; Aves; Psittaciformes; Psittacidae. The transcript has 13 exons.
GCCGCUUCCCGCCCUUGGCGCAGUCUCGCGGUGCUCUCGCAAGUCUCGCCUCGUGCUGAGCUUCUCGCGGGAUCAGGCUACCAAGAUGGCGGCGGCGCCGGGCCGCUGAGCGGGGCCCUGCGGGGGGGCGGGCUCCGGGCGCUGCUGGCGGGGGAUGCGGACGGGACGGGGCUCGCCGCCGCGGCUCUGAGCGCAUCACCCCCCCCCCGGCUGCGGCGAGCCUUCUUGGCGGGGCCCCGCCGCUGGCGGGGCGGCCGCUGGCGAUGACCGGAGAGAAGCUGCGCUCGCUGCGCAGGGACCACAAGCCCAGUAAGGAGGACGGGGACCUGCUGGCGCCCGGCGAGGAGGAGGCGGCCGCCGCGCCCGGGGGCAUCUUCACCGGCGGCCGCGCGAGCAGCGGGAAGGGCGGCCGGGCCGGCGGCCACCGCAUCUUCAGCAACCACCACCACCGGCUGCCGCUGAAGGGGGGCCCGGCGGCCGGCGGGACGGGCCCCUCCGCCGAGCCCGACAAGUGCCCGGCGCACUUCCCGGUGCACGAGUGCGUCUUCAAGGGGGACGUGAGGCGGCUCUCGGCCCUCAUCCGCACCCAGGGCAUCGGGCAGAAGGACAGUCACGGAAAUACUCCGUUACAUCUUGCUGUGAUGCUGGGACAUAAAGAAUGUGCCCACUUGCUAUUAGCCCAUAAUGCUCCAGUAAAGGUGAAAAAUGCUCAGGGAUGGAGCCCUCUUGCAGAAGCCAUCAGCUAUGGAGACAGACAAAUGAUUUCAGCACUCCUGAGGAAGCUCAAGCAGCAGUCCAGGGAAAGUGUUGAAGAAAAGCGACCUCGAUUAUUAAAAGCCCUGAAAGAGCUAGGUGACUUCUAUCUAGAGCUUCACUGGGAUUUUCAAAGUUGGGUGCCUUUACUUUCCCGAAUUCUGCCUUCUGAUGCAUGUAAAAUACACAAACAAGGUAUAAAUAUCAGGCUGGACACAACUCUCAUAGACUUUACCGACAUGAAGUGCCAACGAGGGGAUUUGAGCUUCAUUUUUAAUGGUGAUGCCGCACCCUCUGAAUCUUUUGUAGUUUUAGACAAUGAACAAAAAGUUUACCAGCGAAUACAUCAUGAGGAAUCUGAGAUGGAAACAGAAGAGGAGGUUGACAUUUUGAUGAGCAGUGAUAUUUACUCAGCAACAUUAUCAACCAAAUCCAUCACCUUCACGCGUGCCCAAACGGGAUGGCUGUUUCGAGAAGACAAGACAGAAAGAGUAGGAAACUUUUUGGCAGAUUUCUACUUGGUUAAUGGACUUGUAUUAGAAUCAAGGAAAAGAAGAGAACAUCUCAGCGAGGAGGAUAUUCUUCGAAAUAAAGCUAUCAUGGAGAGCCUGAGUAAAGGUGGCAACCUAAUGGAGCAAAAUUUUGAGCCUGUCAGACGGCAGUCCCUUACUCCACCAUCACCCAAUACAAUUACAUGGGAAGAGUACAUAUCUGCUGAAAAUGGAAAAGCUCCUCAUCUGGGUAGAGAGCUGGUCUGCAAAGAAAGCAAGAAAACCUUUAAAGCCACGAUAGCUAUGAGCCAGGAAUUUCCCUUAGGAAUUGAAUCAUUGUUGAAUGUUUUAGAAGUAAUUGCACCCUUCAAGCACUUUAACAAACUUAGGGAAUUUGUUCAAAUGAAGCUUCCACCAGGCUUUCCUGUAAAAUUAGAUAUUCCUGUAUUUCCCACCAUCACAGCCACUGUGACUUUUCAGGAGUUCCGUUACGAUGAAUUUGAUGAAUCCAUCUUCACUAUUCCUGAUGACUACAAGGAGGACCCCAGCCGUUUCCCUGAUCUCUAACUAAACUGGAAGGUGAAUGGGGAAUACCAAUACCAGCGUAUCACAGUGAAAGCAAAUGGCUGCAAAAAGAGCCCACAGAUAGAGCUAGAAAAAGUGGGUCGUGAAGGAAGGGAUAAACUUAAUAAUCCAGAAGAAAAGGGAACAUGUAUCAAAUGACUGAUGUACUGUACUCACUAUAAUGGGCGUCUAAUGUAGUUCCUGAUUUCCAGCAAGUCUCCUGAUGUGUCGUUCACCCUUGUCUCCACGCAGGUCUGCAGCGUGGUGGUGCCACCCCGAUGGCCCUGGGGACACUCAGCAGCUGUGAGGACUAUCAUUUGUUUUUAAAUUUUUUACAUUUCUUGGUGAUACAAGAAGCACUCUCGGACCAUUAGCAUACAAGCUGACAUGUCUUAGCUGGAUAGUAGCCCUGUACAUCAUCCCACCGUGCUUACGAUUGACCAUAUUGUAUUCUUUCAAGCUUUGUUUUCAUGGAUUGUAAACUACGUAUCACAAUGUAUAGUUCAGUAAUCUGAAUGUUAGCUGAACGUAUAUUAGAAGGAAUGCUUUUUCUAUAGAGGAAUGAACCAAAUGGUAACCAUUAAACAGUUGGGUUUUCACACUGCAAUACACUUCAGAGAUAGCAUUUGCUCUGCAGGGAAUAAGGUACCUCCUCUAGCACCUUAGUGCGGUCCAUUGUGGUGCUAUCCAUGUCUCUGAACCCUUCGUUUCUUCCUUGUGUUGGCUUCACGCUCAACUUCUCUUCAUCACGCUGGCUUGGACAUCCCUGCUGUGCCCAUGACGCUGUGUUGAUGAACGUGCUCGGGGGGGUUGUUAGCUACAGAUCGUCACUUCUUCCUUCUCUUUUCACAUCCACAUAGGAGACUUGCUCCAUAAUGGUUGAGGUCAUCUUGUGUCUGUGUUCAGCAGCCACUCAGAACCAUGGGAUGCAUAGAAAGAGUUACUAGAACAGUACACUCGAGCGUUAAACCUUCAUACAAGAGGUUGUUUCUCUUGAAGUUAGUUUAAUUGUAGUGCACAUUGAAUAGGGCUCACGUUGGAAGACUUGAUUUGCAGGUUUAAUUUCCUUCCUCUUGAUAUUUUGUAGGUAGGUGCUUCAGUACUCUGGCUUCUUGAGCUUAUUCUCAUUCCAAGUGGUUCCAGUCUCCUAAUUUGACAAUAAUCCAGCUUUUUUCGGUUUGUUAGAAAGAACUCGUGCAAAAGGCUAAUGGUGCUAUUUGUUUGUAUUGAGAAAUUUAGAUUAAAGUGCUGUGGUGUAAUUGUACAAAACUGUAAAUAUUUCCAAGAUUAUAUUCUUUGUGCACUGUAGUUAAAACUUUUUUCUGGAAAUCACUAGAGUCAAGUAUCAAACUUUAUAACAAAGAGUUCCAUCCAUGCUUAGUAGAGGUACCCAACCUAACUAACCAUGCAGGUGAUGAGUGGAGGUGGCUUAUUGCAGGGCAAUAGGAGCUGGCUUGUGAGGCACAUCGGCAGGACAGGGAAAUACCCAUCCCAAGCAGAUGUUCCUUCAAAGCUUGUGGCCUCCAUCUGUGUAGAACCCAAAGAGGCAGCUCUAGGGAAGCGCAGGAUCCGCCUUAGCUGGAGUCCCAGGGAAUCGCUGUCAGCAAAGUACAGAUGAACUGAGAAUGGGAAUGGAGGUUGAGCCUCUUCCAGCGUCACUAGAAACCUGCAGGUUGGACGGGUGAGUAACGCUGUGACCGAUGCACUGGAGUUGUAGUUCAAAAUCAGUUGGAAAACGGGGAAAAAAAGCAAAGGGAGAUGCAGAACUGUAGUAACUCCUGAUGUACUGUGCCAGUAGCAGAUGUUGGACAUUCAGUGGGAAUGAUGGAACUUGUUCUUCCAAGUAAUUAUGAAUUCCUGAGGUGUUCCACAUCUGUGCUGUGACCCAAUGCCCACCGUGUGCUCCUGCUGGGCUCAGCAUUGCUCCUCGCGGGGAGGGAGCUGUCCCGUCCCUCCCUGUGAGGGCUCAGGGGCAGGGGGGCUGCAGGCCGGGUUCUGCGGGUGCCCCUUGCAGGGUGGAAGGUUCUGUUGUGCUGAGGUAACACCAGUGGGAGCAGGCACAGGAGCUGCUUGGCAAUGGCAGCAGCAGGAGGUUUCUCCAUGAGGUGAAUGUCAGAAAUCCUUUUUCCCAGUGUUGCAGGGGAGGAACCAGGCAUUUGUUACUUUGGUUAUUCCAAAUGGCCUUCCAGAGCUCGCUGGCAGAGGAAGGAGCGUUCGUAGCUGGGGCUGUUCGGGUGAUGCAGUGACUGCCGUGGCCUGGAUUCUAGAUUCUAGAAUAAGAAAGAACAAAGCUCUUUGUGCAGUCCUCUCAGAGGAGGGUUCCGUGUGUCUCCCUUUGCCUCGGGAACACCCCGUGGCCUCAGGUGGAGAAGGAGGUGGUGUCUGACCCGAAGCCCACUGCAGUGUGUGGAAAUGGGUUCUGUGCUUUCCACAGCCUCUGGCUGCAGGUUUGUGGGUUUUUAACCUUCCUGAUCUCACCAACAACAACUUUGAUACAUUUUAAGAUUUGCAGAAACUUUUUAUAAUGGAUUGCUCUGUUGAGGCUCGCUCUGGUGUGGAGUGUCAGCAGGGAGCGGACACAGACCUGGGUGACUGUAGCCUUUAGGUUAUUACAGUGCACAUCCCCUGCUGCUGCUUUUCUUCCUGCUGCAUCAAUGUGACUCCAACCACAUUGUCCUCCCAGCUCAGUGCCUGCUCUCGGGCCCUGUGACACCCCAUGAAGUGAGCCUCGGGCAGCUGCUUCUCGGUACCUUUCCUCCCGAUUCAGGUGAUGUUUUGUGUCUGAAGCAUUCCCAGUGCUGAGCUCGGCACCGUCGGGCGCAGGGACGCUCGGGGCACGGUGGCCGGGGCUGUUGGCCCAUUUCUCCGCUCGGAUCUGUUUUGCUUGCAGGGGUUUGUGCUGUUGGACACUGUGUAUUGUCAGUGUGGAUGUGUCUGCAUGCCAGCGCCAUGGAUGGGUGAGGAGUGUGGAGAGAGCCCCAGUCCGCAGCUGUGCUGUGGGCACCGCUUCCCCCACCUCAUCCUGUCUCCUGCUGGGAUAUCCUCUGGAAUUGUAUUUCCUUGGGCAGGAUUGGUCUGGCAGAACCUCAUUUGUGGUUUUCCCCUUUUCCUUAAGCCCACACUGGGUGUUGAGGGAAGGUUUGGUUCCUUGUAGAGUGGAUGUCUCUUGUCUCAUCACCGCCCAACAAGGAGCCUGUCAGCUUUAACCUGUUUAUUUGGCUUGUGCAGGGUUUAGGGACUCUUUGCAACCGGAUACCUGGAAAGGGAGAAGGACCUGGGUGAUUAAAACCACCUUUGUGGACGCGCUGGCCGAGGUGUCCGGUGCCAUCCAGCCUAACACGAGGGGAGGAGAAGGGAACUCACCCAGCUGAGGUGCAGGGUGGCACUGGUGGGGUGCGAGGGGAGGCUGACACGGUGCCGAGUGAUGGCUCUGGAGACAGAAACCUCCAACCAGGGCUGGUGGGGAACCCCGCUGAGUCCAAGCAGCUGCUCUGAUCUCACCACUUCCCUGCUGGCUGCGAGGUUGUUCUAGCAGCAGAUACUAAAAACCAGCCAUUCAUUUUGCUAAACUGAAAUAAGAAAUUACAGCAAAAGAAUCCUGAGGGUUGUCUCUCAACCAAACUGUUUUCCUGGUCUUCCAAACUUGUGCUUUAAUUGGUGGCAAAGGGAAUGUGUUUUCUUUUUCCUUCCAAGGAGCUGCUGUUCCAGUCACUGUACUCACUUUACUCUUGGUUUAUGUGUGUUGAAAUGAUUUGUUACAAACCCUCUGGAUAGAUCUGUGCUGGAAUCCUGCCGUGUUGAGCUGAUAUUCCAAGCGAGUGUCUGGGUUUUUUAAAUGUCUUUGUUCUUGGUUUGUAGUUCAUCGAGGAGAACUGCGUUAUUUAACCUGUAUUAACAAACCUCCUGUAAUGCUGCAGUUUCAUGUUUCUUUUCCUUACAAUUUGUAACGAUCAUGGAAACAAAUGUCACUUUUUUUGCAUUUUACCAGUUGUCCGGGUCCAUGUUUUUAACUUUCCUUCACUAAUAGUAACUUUUGGUUGUAUCAUUUGUUAGAAUAAAGACCAAAAUACGCUGUUUGAUUCUGAA